AUGGUUCGGGGACCAACUCCUGAAAAGGCAACGAAAGGAGUUCCAGAUCGCUGGAUGAACUGCCCAAAAGUUGGUAUGCUUGUGAUGGGCACAUUUCUACCUUUCAAAUCUCCUUUGUGUGUUCUUUAUGAUAAUCAGAUUCCCGACAAAAAGCUUCGAUUUUAUGUUAGAGAUGUUUUUAAUCAUGUAAACCUUGGAGGCAGGAGAAUUGGAUUAUGGAUUGAUCUCACGAGGACGGAUCGCUAUUAUUAUAGUGAAGAAGUUACUGAACACGGUUGCGUUUAUAAGAAAAUACCACUAGUUGGUCAUAAUGAAUCUCCGAGCGAAGAAGAAACUGAGCAAUUUAUAAAAAUUGUUUCGGAAUUUCGAAACAAUAACCCAUCAGGAAUUGUUGGCGUUCAUUGUACUCACGGUUUUAACCGCACCGGUUUUCUUAUAUCGGCGUAUCUCUUUAGCGUAGAGGGAUGGGGAAUCGACGCAGCAAUCAGCGAAUUCGCCAGAAGUCGACCUAAUGGAAUUUACAAGCAGGAUUACAUAAAUGAUCUCUUCGAUAGGUAUGGCGAAGAGGAUGAUGAUAGGAUUAUUGCUCCACCAAAGCCAACAUGGGAUGAUCCAACUUCCGUAUCGGAUUUGAUUCCGCGAACGAAUGGAUUUGAAGCCGGUGAUUCGGUCAGUGCUAAUACUGCCAAUGUCAAACAAUUUAUGGACGGAUUGGUUGAAGGAGUCACUAUAUGCGACGAUGAAAGUAGAAAGGCUAUGCUUCGUGCAAGAAUAAAAACGCUUUGUAAAUAUAAUCGCGACGGGUUUCCGGGGCUACAACCAGUUUCAUUGAGUAGGCAUAAUAUUGGUUUAUUAGAAAAGGAAACUUAUUUGGUGUCUUGGAAAGCUGACGGAAUGAGAUACAUGGUGUUCAUUUGCGAUCAAGGAGAAGUUUUCGCGUUCGACCGUGACAAUGAAGUGUUUGAAAUUCAUAACCUGGACUUUCCUGCCAAAAAUGGAGGACAUAUAAAAAAUACUCUUGUUGAUGCCGAAAUGAUUAUUGAAAAGGUGAAAGAAGGAGAUCGAAUUCACACGAUUCCUCGUUUGCUGAUUUAUGAUAUCAUUCAUUUCGAUAAUUUCAAUAUGAUGAAGAGUAACUAUAAAAUACGUGCAGAAUGUAUUCGAAGUGAAAUUAUUAAACCAAGGAAUGAAGCAAUUGCAAGGAACAAAAUUAAAAAAGAACGACAAGUAAUGUCAGUACGUAUUAAAGAUUUCUGGGAUCUUGUGGCUGUUCCUAAACUAUUCGAGCCAAAAUUUGUUGAAAAUAUUGGACACGAAAUCGACGGUCUGAUUUUCCAACCGGAUCACAGGCCUUAUGUUGCUGGAAAAUGUGAUUUCGUCUUAAAAUGGAAACCUCCGUCGCACAACUCAGUCGAUUUCAAGCUCAAAAUAGAAAAAAUUGCGAGAAAAAAUAAAUUCAGAAUACAAAAGGAAGGAAUGCUUCCUGAAUGGCGCGGUCUUCUUUACGUCCUUCAUCAUCAAGAGCCGUUCGGAACAAUGAAGGCUACAAACUCUCUUAAAAAGCUGGACGGAAAAAUUAUCGAAUGUACUCUUGAGCUAGAUCAUGCGGGAAGACCAAAAGAAUGGAAAUUUAUGAGAGAACGAACUGAUAAAUCAGCGCCAAAUGCUCUUAAAACUGCUCAGAGUGUGUUUGAUACAAUGACAAACCCAAUCACAAAGGAGCACUUGUGCAGCUAUGUCGCCAGUAUUGUUCGGCACCGUAAUGAAGAACCCCCUGCGAAAAGACCUCAUUAUGAAUAA
Caenorhabditis bovis is the source of this 1800-nucleotide messenger RNA. NCBI's taxonomy places the organism in Eukaryota, Metazoa, Nematoda, Chromadorea, Rhabditida, Rhabditidae. The record is from the annotation of a GenBank genome assembly.